Messenger RNA from Arvicanthis niloticus (Nile rat), 2245 nucleotides. The record is from RefSeq and is a predicted model, not a curated record. NCBI's taxonomy places the organism in Eukaryota, Metazoa, Chordata, Mammalia, Rodentia, Muridae.
GGCACGCGCGGGGAACAUGGCGGCGGCGGGCGUUGUGAGCGGGAAGAUUAUAUAUGAACAAGAAGGGGUAUAUAUUCACUCAUCUUGUGGAAAGGCAAAUGACCAAGAUAGCUUAAUUUCCGGAAUAUUGCGUGUUUUAGAAAAGGAUGCUGAAGUAAUAGUGGACUGGCGACCAUUGGAUGAUGCUUUAGAUUCUUCUAGUAUUUUGUAUGCUGGAAAGGACUCCAGUUCAGUUGUAGAGUGGACUCAGGCUCCAAAAGAGCGAGCUCACCGAGGAUCGGAACACCAGAACAGUUAUGAAGCAGAAUGGGACAUGGUUAAUACAGUGUCGUUUAAGAAGAAACCACAUACCAAUGGAGAUGCUCCAAGCCAUAGAAAUGGGAAAAGCAAAUGGUCAUUCCUGUUCAGUUUGGCAGACCUGAAAUCAAUCAAGCGAAGCAAAGAGGGUAUGGGCUGGUCGUAUUUGGUCUUCUGUCUAAAGGAUGACGUCAUGCUUCCUGCUCUGCACUUCCAUCAAGGAGAUAGCAAACUACUGAUCGAGUCUCUUGAGAAAUAUGUGGUGUUGUGUGAAUCAUCACAAGAUAGUAGAACACUUCUUGUCAAUUGUCAGAAUAAGAGUCUUUCACAGUCUUUUGAAAAUCUUCUUGAUGAACCAGCAUAUGGCUUAAUACAAGCAGGCCUGCUAGACAGAAGAAAGCUGUUGUGGGCCAUUCACCACUGGAGAAAAAUUAAAAAGGAUCCUUAUACAGCAACCAUGGUAGGAUUUUCCAAAGUUACAAACUACAUUUUUGAUAGUUUGCGAGGCAGCGAUCCCUCUACACAUCAACGACCACCUUCAGAAAUGGCGGAUUUUCUUAGUGAUGCUAUUCCAGGUCUAAAGAUAAAUCAGCAAGAAGAACCAGGAUUUGAAGUCAUCACAAGAAUUGAUUUGGGAGAGCGACCUGUUGUUCAAAGGCGGGAACCAGUGUCCCUGGAAGAAUGGACCAAAAGCCUGGACUCUGAAGGAAGACUCCUAAAUGUAGAGAGCAUGAAGCAGAGGAUAUUCAGAGGGGGUCUUAGUCAUUCAUUAAGAAAGCAAGCAUGGAAAUUUCUCCUGGGUUAUUUUCCUUGGGAUAGUACCAAAGAGGAAAGAACUCAAUUACAAAAACAAAGAACUGAUGAGUACUUCAGGAUGAAACUGCAGUGGAAGUCUGUCAGCGAGGCACAAGAGAAGAGAAACUCACGCUUGAGAGACUAUAGGAGUCUGAUUGAGAAAGAUGUCAACAGAACAGAUCGAACAAACAAGUUUUAUGAAGGCCAGGAUAACCCAGGGCUGAUUCUGCUUCACGACAUUUUGAUGACCUACUGCAUGUAUGACUUUGAUUUAGGAUAUGUACAAGGAAUGAGCGACUUACUUUCCCCCCUUUUGUAUGUGAUGGAAAAUGAAGUGGAUGCCUUUUGGUGCUUUGCCUCUUACAUGGACCAGAUGCAUCAAAAUUUUGAAGAACAAAUGCAAGGCAUGAAGACCCAGUUAAUCCAGCUGAGCACCUUACUCAGAUUGUUGGACAGUGGGUUUUGUAGCUACUUAGAAUCCCAGGACUCUGGAUAUCUAUAUUUUUGCUUCAGAUGGCUUUUAAUCAGAUUUAAAAGGGAAUUUAGUUUUCUAGAUAUACUGCGAUUAUGGGAGGUAAUGUGGACUGAACUGCCCUGUAAGAAUUUUCAUCUUCUUCUGUGUUGUGCUAUCCUGGAAUCAGAAAAGCAACAGAUAAUGGAAAAGCAUUAUGGCUUCAAUGAAAUCCUUAAGCACAUCAAUGAAUUGUCCAUGAAAAUUGAUGUGGAAGACAUACUGUGUAAAGCAGAAGCAAUUUCCCUACAGAUGGCACAGUGCAAGGAAUUGCCUCAAGCAGUUUGUGAGAUCUUGGGACUUCAGGACAGUGAAGUUACAACGCCAGAUUCCGACACUGAUGAAAAUGUUGGCACUCCUUGUCCCAUAUCUGCAUUUCCAAGUAGCACCUUGCCCAUCCUUGCUGCCAGUGAAGCCAAAGACGACAGUCCAGCACAGACAUUAGCAUCCCCAAAUGCCUGCAGAUCAACACCUGCAUGAUCAUUUGUCUUAACAUUUUUUUAAGAGAUACUUUGUUGCAAUUCCUUUUUAAGUACAUAAAAGGUAGACAUUUACAGUCUUGGUAUUGAUCAUGCUUUAAGUUUUAUGGAAAGACAGUGUACUGAUGUUCUUGCAUUAAAGCUUUACAAAGUUCUGAACUAA